AUGGCUGAUCUCGAGCGUCUCAACAUCUCCUGCAACCUGACACGCACGCCGGCGCCGCUGCGCCCUUCGUGCGAUCCGCCACCGACCCUCCUCGCCGCGCUGGUGGUACUUGUCUUCUGGCUUUGGGGGAACCUGCACCUGCCCCCUUUGCCUGACGGGGCGCCCGACCCCGACCACCAGAUCCCGGCGAUUCCAGAGGACGCUGACGAGGCUGAGGUGGAAGCCGCUGCCAUACCUCCCGAUGGCGCUGGCACGCCUCCUCGAAGCGAGCGCGAGCCGUACGGCGACGGCGGGGGCGUCUCAGGCAGCGGCAGACAGGAAGCAGCCCCGGCCGCGGCUGCACACUUCCGGAGGGAUCCGUCGUCAAUCCGGUACCAGGAAACAGAAGGCGCCGCUGCCCUCCCUUCCGCUGGUACGCCUCCCCGAGGCGAGCGCGAGCCCUACGGCGCCGGCGGGGGCGCCUCAUGCAGCGACAGGCAGGAAGCAGCCCCGGCCGCGGCUGCACACUUCCGGAGGAAUCCGUCAAUCACGUACCAUGAAGUAGCAGGCGCCGACUCCGUGGACAUGAUCCGAGGAGGCUCGUGCGAGUGCGAUGCAGGGGCUUGUGUGGAAGUGGAACGACGAGCCUUCGUCCAUGCUACAUUCGACAGAUCUGGUGAGGCUGCUGGUAUCCUUCAGAAGAUGGUGGAUGGUUUUGGGACAAUACUUCUCAGCGCAGAUGACGUCGAAGAAUCCACAAUUCAUCUAGCAAACAGACAUCUCGUUGAAGCUCUGGAAUCAGCACAUGCCAUCGGAUGCACCGCUGAUUUUCUCUCUCAGAUGCUUGACGGCUGGGCCUGUAAGCUGGAGGGGGAUGCGCGAAGGAUAUGGCAGGGUGAAAAAUGUAGAGUAUACAUUUUCCUGUUCAGCAAUGCAUAUGAUGUUUUGCUGAUUAUGCGUGGUCGAGGAGCAGCCUUUUCAAACGAAGAACUGGAGAGUAUGCUCAGUGCGAUGUUCCGUCGAUACAAGGCCAGUUACUUGGAUGAGUGCUGGGCGCCUCUGAUGAACCACCUAGACCGUUUGGAUAAGUUUAGUGCUGAAUUUUGUAUCAUCUGCAGACGCCAGAUGACAUGCAAGGUUAAUGCUAACCUCAGGUAUAAGCUGCGGAAAGAGAUUGUGGGUUUGAUUGUUCCACCGUACCAGGUUUCAUUCUUGGCCCAGAGGAAGAAUCAGAGUCGGCUGUCACGGGUGCUACAUUGCCGAAAGCGAGUCAUGGCAGGAAAACAAAAGAUGCGCACUGCCGAGGAAUUGGAAAUGGUGAUAAAUGAUUUGUUUGAAGGAUGAUCUGAACCUAGUCCUAGGGCACCGGUUUACUCAUUUGUUCUAGUUCUA
Messenger RNA from Triticum aestivum (bread wheat), 1371 nucleotides. RefSeq lists its product as uncharacterized. Bases 1 to 1323 code for a protein of 440 amino acids. NCBI's taxonomy places the organism in Eukaryota, Viridiplantae, Streptophyta, Magnoliopsida, Poales, Poaceae. Gene Ontology annotation, cellular component: exocyst. Gene Ontology annotation, biological process: exocytosis. The record is from RefSeq and is a predicted model, not a curated record. Gene Ontology annotation, molecular function: phosphatidylinositol-4,5-bisphosphate binding. The transcript has 2 exons.